Molecule: messenger RNA, 1365 nt
Organism: Protopolystoma xenopodis
Lineage: Eukaryota; Metazoa; Platyhelminthes; Monogenea; Polystomatidea; Polystomatidae
Source: the annotation of a GenBank genome assembly
AUGGAAUCGGGCAUGAAAGAGAGCCUCUCAAAAUUGGAACCUGCAAAUAACCAGUUGACUGAGACAAAAUAUACAGAGACGCGACAAUUAGAACAACAGUCUAUGAUCAAAAAGCAAAUUGUAGGGGAGUCCGAUGACGGGAAACUAAUGACUGGGUUGAUGGACAAUAAGCCAAAGGAAGCUCAGCCCGCAGAUAAUCAAGUGAUUGAGUACUUUGUCAAAAAUUCUUCACGGGAGAAUAUAAGCGAAUCAAGUGAAUCUCUAUUAACUUCUUUAGAGAUUAAGCCCUCUGGAGCUUUUCGUCGCGGGGGUGUUGCAGCUGAAAGCUGGAACCCUGAGGCAGAACAGGUCUAUGAUAGAGUAGUCUUUCCAAAGUCAGAUUUACAGCGCUCCUGUUUAUUGAAUUGCAUUAAGCCAAUACUUAUUUUUAGGGCACUUGAACCGGAAGAUCUCGACGAAGUUGUGGAUGCAAUGUUUGAACGUCUUGUUGUGCCUAAUGAGGAAAUUAUUUCGAUAGGAGAUGUAGGUGAUAAUUUUUAUGUCGUUGAUGCUGGAACUUACGAUAUUUUCAUUUCUUCACCGGAAGGAUUAAAGAAGGUUCAUCAAUACGUAGACCAAGGAUCCUUUGGAGAGUUAGCCCUAAUGUAUGAUACUCCCAGAGCCGCUACUAUUCGGGCUGUAACAGAAGGUCGUCUAUGGGCAAUGUCUCGAACAGUGUUCCGUAGCAUUGUUUUGACCAAAGCGUUCAAAAAACGUCAAAUGUAUGAAUCCCUUCUUCAAAGCGUCGACAUACUUUCACACCUUAGCUCUUUCGAGAUAAACAGUAUAGCAGAUGCUUUAUACCCACAAAAUGUUGAGCCUGGUGAGAUUAUUUUUAAGGAAGGUGAUGAAGAAGCAAAUGCGAUGUAUUUCAUCGAACAAGGUGAAGUGGAAGUCACCUUUCAAGGUUUCAUGCUCUCCCAUUUGAAGCGUGGCCAAUAUUUUGGUGAGGUCGCUCUUAUAAGGCACCAAGCACGAUCUGCUACUGUUAAAGCCUUAACAAAAGCAAGACUAGCAGUUCUCGAUGUUGAUAGCUUUAACCGUCUUUUGGGUCCAUGCACUGACAUUAUUACAAAGAAAGUAGACGUUUAUGAAAGGACUAGGGCUUCUCUCUGGAGAACGGAGCCCACAGAUGAACCAAAUCACAGUGAAAACUUAUCUUCUUCAAACUGUUAUAUGGUUAAAUCUCAUUUUGAGGCAGAAAUAUCUGUAGGCCAUUUUAUCAGAUUAAAAAAAGAAAAAUUGAUGGGGCAAAACAAACCCAACGAGCAGUUUUCGAAUAGCGCCUCACAUAGAAGAUCAAAUAUGCCUCAUGCAGCGGAUUAA